AUGCCGCCGCCGCCGCCGGUGCUGCUGGACGAGCUCAUGGAGGAGUUCUUCUUCCGCCUUCCGCCGGAUGAGCCAGAGCACCUCGUCCGCGCAUCCUCCGUCUGCAAGCCGUGGCGCGGCAUCCUCGCCGACGCCGGCUUCCGCCGCCGCUACCUCGAGUUCCACGGGACACCUCCCGUCCUGGGACUCCUCCAUAACACUCUAGGAGAGAGCUAUUGUCACUCCCGAUUCGUCCCCACCUCUGCCUUUCGCCCUGCCGUGACCGACAUUCCCAGCUGGACUGCGAUGGACUGCCGCCACGGCCGCGCCCUCUUCCUCGAAUCCAGCCUGAACAUUGAGGGUUUUCAACUAGUCGUCUGGGACCCUAUGUUGGGCAACGAGAGCCGCGUGCCCUGGCCGGACCACGAUCCUCGCUGCAGGCUUCGGCGUGGCCGUGCUCUGCGCCGUGGAAGGCUGUGA
Brachypodium distachyon (stiff brome) is the source of this 459-nucleotide messenger RNA. RefSeq lists its product as uncharacterized. The coding region runs from base 1 to 459 and encodes 152 amino acids. The transcript has a single exon. Gene Ontology annotation, molecular function: protein binding. The record is from RefSeq and is a predicted model, not a curated record. Lineage: Eukaryota; Viridiplantae; Streptophyta; Magnoliopsida; Poales; Poaceae.